AAAGGUCACUCUCAAGGGGCUAGGGCGCCAAGAGUAUAUCUACUGUGCAACUCUCGUCUUCCCCCUCACAAUUGAGGAAAGACCAGACAGAGACAACAUGAAGAUGCAGAUGCUGCUGGUGUUGGCUGUAGCAGUCUUGAUGGUUCCCAGUCUGUCUGAGGGACGGAUCCUCUCAAAAUGUGAGCUGAAGAGCUUAUUGGAGGAGGCGGCCUUCAAAUUCAACCUGACUGAGAAAGCCAGAGAGAAUUAUCUGACAAACAAGGACUUUGUGGCAAAAAUCGUCUGCCACGUAGAGAAGGCCACAGGUUUCAACACCCGUUUUGUGACUCCUUGGAGGGAUGAUGAUGACAGCCCUACCCGCCCUGCUAAGGAUGAUAACCGUCCGACCCGUCCUACCCACCCUGAGCACACUACUAGGAGGGGUAAGAGACACGCUGGGGAUUCUCACGGAGAUUCAUCCAGCGCUGAAAGUCAUCAGUUCAGCCCAUCAAAAGAGGACUCCAGAAAAGAAGACUCCAGCGAAGAGGAGACCAGCGAAGAAGAGACCAUGUGGACCCUCUACGGCUUGUUUCAGCUGAGCGACCGUGUGAUCUGUGCCAACGGCUCCACUCCGUCUCUGAACCUUUGCCAGAUGAACUGCAGUGAUUUGAUUGACGACGACAUCAGUGACGACUUGGACUGUGUGGAGACAAUCAAACAGACAGUGGAAAGUGGGCCCGGGGAUCAUAAAAUGGCUUUAAUGAGAAUGUUUAAGCUGCUCUUCCAGAAGGAAUGUGUCAUGACGGUUGCCUCUAGCUACUUCUCCGAGUGUUGAAUGAGAAGCCAUGUCAGAUGACGACCCCCAAAGUGUCUUUUCGCACACUAAUCGUUCACUCUUUCAACAAUACAUUGAGUUACAUAGGGUGAAUUUACACAGGCAGCCCAAUUCUAAGCUUUUGCCCAAUUAUUAACCAAUUGCAAAAAAUGACCAAUGCCAAAAGAUCAUAAUUGAGCUUCCUGUGUAAAUGUAGCCAUGGUGUGUAACAAUUAGUUCUCAUCAGCCUCAUUUUCACAAAGUACACCAAAAUAGAAUGUAUGUAGAAAGAAUAAAGUUUAACAGUGUA
Oncorhynchus tshawytscha (Chinook salmon) is the source of this 1103-nucleotide messenger RNA. RefSeq lists its product as uncharacterized. The transcript has 5 exons. The record is from RefSeq and is a predicted model, not a curated record. Bases 98 to 814 code for a protein of 238 amino acids. NCBI's taxonomy places the organism in Eukaryota, Metazoa, Chordata, Actinopteri, Salmoniformes, Salmonidae.